Lemur catta (Ring-tailed lemur) is the source of this 1716-nucleotide messenger RNA. RefSeq names its product histamine receptor H3 (gene HRH3). The record is from RefSeq and is a predicted model, not a curated record. The transcript has 3 exons. Gene Ontology annotation, molecular function: histamine receptor activity. Lineage: Eukaryota; Metazoa; Chordata; Mammalia; Primates; Lemuridae. Bases 314 to 1666 code for a protein of 450 amino acids. Gene Ontology annotation, biological process: adenylate cyclase-activating adrenergic receptor signaling pathway. Gene Ontology annotation, cellular component: membrane.
GCACUCGGCUGCGCGCUGCGCUCGGGGUGCACGGUCGCGCCGGCGGUGGCUCAGGCUCCAGCUCCGCUCCGGCUCCUCUCCCGCUGCAGCUGCCGCUCCGCCGGACCCACUCGGCUCGGAAUCCGGCCCCGGCGCCCUCGGCACCGCCCGCCCGGCCCUGGCCCCGCGGACCAUGCGCCGGGCGCACCCCGGGGAACUACACCCGGCCGAGAGCCCGCAAAGACGAGGCUCCCGGGCCGGGGCCCCUCCCGGCCGCCCGGCUCUCGACCUGCGCCCUGCCCCGCGUCCCGGCGCAGCGUGAGCCUGGGGGGCCAUGGAGCGCGCGCCGCCCGACGGGCCGCUAAACGCGUCCGGGGCGCUGGCGGGCGAGGCGGCGGCGGCGGGCGGGGCGCGAGGCUUCUCCGCCGCCUGGACCGCGGUGCUGGCCGCGCUCAUGGCGCUGCUCAUCGUGGCCACGGUGCUGGGCAACGCGCUGGUCAUGCUUGCCUUCGUGGCCGACUCGAGCCUCCGCACCCAGAACAACUUCUUCCUGCUCAACCUUGCCAUCUCCGACUUCCUCGUGGGUGCCUUCUGCAUCCCGCUGUACGUGCCCUACGUGCUGACCGGCCGCUGGACCUUCGGCCGGGGCCUCUGCAAGCUGUGGCUGGUGGUGGACUACCUGCUGUGCACCUCGUCCGUGUUCAACAUAGUGCUCAUCAGCUACGACCGCUUCCUGUCGGUCACCCGAGCUGUCUCCUACCGGGCCCAGCAGGGUGACACGCGGCGCGCGGUGCAGAAGAUGCUGCUGGUGUGGGUGCUGGCCUUCCUGCUGUACGGGCCGGCCAUCCUGAGCUGGGAGUACCUGUCUGGGGGCAGCUCCAUCCCCGAGGGCCACUGCUACGCCGAGUUCUUCUACAACUGGUACUUCCUCAUCACGGCCUCCACCCUGGAGUUCUUCACGCCCUUCCUCAGCGUCACCUUCUUCAACCUCAGCAUCUACCUGAACAUCCAGAGGCGCACCCGCCUCCGGCUGGACGGGGCCCGCGAGGCAGCCGGCCCGGAGCCCCCGCCCGAGGCCCAGCCCUCGCCACCGCCGCCGCCUCCGGGCUGCUGGGGCUGCUGGCAGAAGGGGCACGGGGAGGCCGUGCCGCUGCACAAGUGCGGGGUGGGCGAGGCGGGCCCUGGCGCCGAGGCCGGGGAGGCAGCCCCGGGGGCCGGCGGGGGGGCCGGGGCCGCGGCCUCACCCACCUCCAGCUCCGGCAGCUCCUCCAGGGGCACGGAGAGGCCGCGCUCACUCAAGCGGGGCUCCAAGCCGUCGGCGUCCUCAGCCUCGCUGGAGAAGCGCAUGAAGAUGGUGUCCCAGAGCUUCACUCAGAGCUUCACCCAGCGCUUCCGGCUGUCGCGGGACAAGAAGGUGGCCAAGUCUCUGGCUGUCAUCGUGGGCAUCUUCGGGCUCUGCUGGGCCCCGUACACACUGCUGAUGAUCAUCCGCGCGGCCUGCCACGGCCACUGCAUCCCCGACUACUGGUACGAGACGUCCUUCUGGCUCCUGUGGGCCAACUCGGCCGUCAACCCCGUCCUCUACCCCCUGUGCCACCACAGCUUCCGCCGAGCCUUCACCAAGCUGCUCUGCCCGCAGAAGCUCAAGCUCCAGCCCCACGGCUCCCUGGAGCACUGCUGGAAGUGAGCCCCGCCCGCCACCCGCAGCCACCCCUCCGCCCUGGUGUCCUGGGCAGC